AUGUCCUACCCUAACUCACCAGUUGCAGACGACGCCAGUAGCUCGAGUGACCCAGCCAUAAGACGCAGGGAGCAGGUCCGGCGGGCGCAGCAAACCUACCGCCAGCGAAAAGAAGACUACAUCAAAUCCCUCGAGAAUGAAGUUCUGCACCUGCGCACCGCUCGAUCCGAUCUAACCGCCGAGACGAAGAAGCUUACUGCUGAGGUCCAAUGGCUGCGGCAGGUCAUCGAGCGGAAUGUGAUAUCUCUUCCGCCGACGCCGGUGUUUGACGUCCACGUUUCUUCUCGCCGAGACGACCUCGAUUCCCCGCCGGAACCGGAGCUAGAGCCAGGACCAACAGCCACAGUCUGCGUUCAUCAAGAUGUUCAUUACAACAAGCGCUUCGUUGUUCUUGAUGACGCCUUAAACGGAAACAGGAAUGGCAGUGGCAGUGGCAGUCUGAGUCAGAGCCAGAGUCCUGGUUCGGUUCAGCAUGGCCCGGGGUGGCAGGACGGGCAGUGUGAUGUCGUGACGGGCAUGAACUUCAUCCUCAGGACCGUGCCUAGACCACGUCCGCUCGGCCCUGGGCACCAGCACCGUCCGCGCCGAAUGCGAAAGCGAAUGCGGGCACCCGGACGGCCACGCCCUAACCCUAACCGCGUCAGUCUGCCGCCUCUACGGCGAAUCCUCGUCGCUGUCGCCGUCGCCGUCGCCGUCUGGAAAUGGCGAAGACGAACUCCUCAAUGUAUCGAAGAAGACGCUCAACAGGCUCCUCGAGCUAUCCUCGCAUCUUACCACUGCCGACGAACUGACCGCAACCCAGGUGUGGGCAUAUCUAUGCCAGAGUCCGGCGGUCGUAGGAGCCGGGACGGGCGUGAUUAUGGAUCUUGCGCAGAGGUUGGUGGGGGAUGUUAA
This is a messenger RNA of Aspergillus mulundensis, 894 nucleotides long. Its product is annotated as bZIP transcription factor. The record is from RefSeq and is a predicted model, not a curated record. Gene Ontology annotation, molecular function: DNA-binding transcription activator activity, RNA polymerase II-specific; transcription cis-regulatory region binding. Gene Ontology annotation, cellular component: RNA polymerase II transcription regulator complex. Lineage: Eukaryota; Fungi; Ascomycota; Eurotiomycetes; Eurotiales; Aspergillaceae. The coding region runs from base 1 to 894 and encodes 297 amino acids. The transcript has 3 exons.